Messenger RNA from Prunus dulcis (almond), 1552 nucleotides. RefSeq lists its product as uncharacterized. The record is from RefSeq and is a predicted model, not a curated record. The transcript has 2 exons. Lineage: Eukaryota; Viridiplantae; Streptophyta; Magnoliopsida; Rosales; Rosaceae. Bases 328 to 1260 code for a protein of 310 amino acids.
AAUAUUACACAGCUUGAGGAGGUUUUUAACAACGACACCACCACCAACAAGAGAGAGGAGAGAGAGAGAGUGCAAAAGCAGUUUGCAGUCUCUCUUUUUGGAUCUCUCAAAUAUUAUAUCGUAGUAAACUAGUGCAUGAUUUAGAACAAAUUAAUUAUCUAAAUUAAAUAAGAAAGAAAAGAAAACUACCCUUUAAUUACUUGUGUUCGAUCUUGAUCCACCAUUGUAUCAUAAAAUUCAUACUUUCAUCUUAUAUAGUCUAUCAGCUCCUUUCCCCUGAAGACAGAAGAUCCUUUCGAUCGUGUUUUCGGGGUGAAAAGGGUGAAAAUGAACCGAAUUCGAGCUUUUUCAUCUCCUGCAGUGUUGCCAUUGCCAGCUUCUUCCACAACUCCGAAAGAGCGCCCAGAAGAUCAUAGUUUUGAUGGCAUUGCCACCAAUGUCAAGUUAUUAUUGAAGCUAAUCCAUGAUCACAACGAGGCCUGCACAAAAGAGAAUGAUGACAGGAAGACGCAAAGGGUGGCUGGAAUGAUUACCAUAAUCGACGAUGUUAAAACCAGGAUUCAAAAAUCUCAAUCUAUUGGCAGGAGGGCAGAGCUGAGGCGUUGCAACACAGAUCUUAGGCCAAAUGUUCCGAGGGACAAAAGGCCUACGGAGCCAAUAAUCGAUGAGAAAGAGAGGUUGAGAAAGCAGCUUAGCGCGAGCUUGGCAGCGCGAAAGAGCCUAGAAAUUAUGUGUUCCAGUUUGGGAAAGGAGAAGGAGAUUAUUGCAUCAGAGCUUGCAAGAAAGGUUCAAGAAUUUAGUGGAAUGGAGGAACACAUCAAUGAUCUUAGAGCGCAAAAUGAGAAGUUGUUGGCAAAAGUACAAGCUUGUGCAGCAGAGCACAAAGAGAAGAGGUGUGGUGGGGUAGAGAUUCAAGGGAAUGUGGCGCUCCAGGAGCGAAACAAGGCGCUUUCGGAGCAACUCCUUAAGUCCCUUGACGGGUGCAGAUCCUUAAAGAGAAAGAUUAAAGAUGCACAGAAGGAAAACAAUGGGAUGCACUCGGCAAUGGAGGAGAUGGGGGUCGAAGUUCAAGAAGGCCUUGAUCGAAUACGAGCCCUCAAGGAAAAGAUUACCACAAGUGAUAAUGAGCAAGCAACAGAUGUUGAAGAGGAGAUAUCAGCAUUGGAGCGUCUGUUUGAGUGCUUCAGCACGAGGGUCUCCAAGCACGACCCGAAGAAAGGCGAAUUUGCAAAACACAACACUGAAAUUGAUGCUACAUAAAUAGCAUCCUGCCACUUGCAUGAGAACAAAGGGUGACUAGAAACCAGAAAUGCCUGGUCUCUCCACUUUUGCAAUUUUGUUGGUUCUGUUUCUUUUUAGUUGCCAGGACAAGACUCAACUAUUCCUUCUUGGAAUUACAUAAAUAAAAGAGGGGAAGGCAGUUGUAAUGUUUCAGAAGUAGAAGAGAGAUUAGUGAUGUUGCAUCAUGUUGUUGUUCAUGUUGCAAUUGACUAGUUCAGGUUUCUAGGUUGCAUCUACACUGUCCCAAUAGGAGUUGUCUAAUUCCAAGUUU